AUGGCAGGUGGAGGCGGUGAUCCCCACUUCAGGAGGGUCCCAGAGGACCGGAACACAGGGGACCAGCAACUAGAGGAGGAGAUUUUCUAUGAGCUCAUUUUCAGACAUUUUAGAGAAAAUAAGGUGGAGAUAGCAAGUGCCAUAACAAGGCCAUUUCCUUUCCUUAUGAUCCUCCGAGACCAUGACUUCAUCUAUGAGCAGAUGCUUGAACAUUUUCAAGAAACUUGUAGAAACCUGGUCCCAAUGCCAAGAGUAAUGUACGAUGUCCUCAGUGAGCUGGAGAAGAUGUUUGACGAGUCACUUCUGCCUACAUUGUUCAGCAAGAGUAACCUGAAGGCUUACCCUUAUUUAAAUGAGAUUCUCAGAAACUUCCAAAAUGAAAAUUGACCUUUCAGUGCAGCCUUGUGUCAAUCUGCUUCUCUCCAUGAAGAGUGGAGAAGUCACAAGGGAAGCCGGGCACAUACCCAUGCACAGGGAGGGGCAGCGUGUGACAGCUCCAGCGUGUGGAGGGAGGUGAUUCAGGACAACUUCUACCACCGAAUUGAUGAUGGAGAAGAGACACGGGGGACGCUCAGCAUCCAACCAAGCCAUGAACGAAUGAAGGACGAGGAUUCUGGGGCCUCCCGCCUGGCUUCAGAUCUCAGCUCUGCCACCCGCUUCUGCGGAGGCGACUUAGUUUCUCUGUGCUUCCCUUUCCUCAUCCAGAAACGUGGCAAUAUGGAAACAAGCACAGCAUCAGAGAAGCAAGAGGGAGAAAAGGGAGGGGGAACAGACAAGGAAAAGAAAAAUGAAGACAAAGAGAAGUACCAAGAGAGUCCAGGAGCAAGGGUGAUGGUUGUGCAAGCCCAGCUGGGCAAUCAGGACAGGGUCAUCGAGUCAGAGCAGAAUGAGGAAGUUCUGCAAGUUCCUGGAGGAGUGGACCAGGGCCUGACCUUAAAGGGCACGAGCAUGCUGAGGUCUGGGUCCACGGCACCCCAUGACUCAUCAUGCCCUUGUCUCUCUACAGAGACCAGUGAUCCCCAAACUCUCCAAAUGACUAACAAAGGAGAAGCAGAGAAGGUGGUCAGUCUACCCCCAGCGGAGGGAGAAGGGAACUAUGAUCUCCACUCCCAACACCUCGAUGAAUCUCUGUCUUCCAAGGGCAGCACUGCCUGUUUGGAAAUAUGUGAUGGAGGAAAGCCCCAGGAAGCCUCGAGCUCCCCACGGAAAUAUGUACCAGAGGGUGGCAAUACCUUCUGGGAGACCCGUGAUGGAGAAGGACCCCUGGAAGCCUCCAGCUCCCCACUGAGAUGUGAGUCAGUGUCCAGUGAUCUCGAAGCUCCCCAAAUGACUGAUGAGGAAGAACCAGAGGAGGGACCCAGCCAACCACCAUGUGACAGAGAAGUUCUGCAGAGAACACUGAAGUCUCACAACAGAACCUUAGCUGACCCUUGUCCGGGAAACUCGGAUGUAUGUGAGGUGUGCCAGGAUGGAGGACAGCUGUUCUGCUGUGAUACUUGUUCCAGAUCCUUCCAUGAGGAGUGCCACAUCCCGCCUGUGGAAACUGAGAGGACCCCGUGGAGCUGCAGCUUCUGCAGGAUGAACGAGUCUUCUGGAAGCCAACAGUGUAAUCAGGAGCCUGAGGUCCUGGAGAGGCAGAUGGGGCCUGAAGAACAGCUGAAAUGUGAGUUCCUUCUCAUGAAAGUCUAUUGCUGUUCCGAGAGCUCCUUUUUUGCCAAGAUUCCAUAUUAUUAUUAUAUUAGGCUGUCUUCUCAAGGCCUUAAGGACACCAUGUGGUUGGACAAAAUCAAGAAGAAGCUGCGUGAGCAGAGCUACUCCCAAGUGGAGGGGUUCAUGCAGGACGUGCGCCUCAUCUUUCAGAACCACAGGGCGUCGUACAAGCACAAUAAGUUUGGCCAAAUGGGACUUAGACUGGAGGCUGAAUUUGAGAAGAAUUUCAAGGAAGUGUUUGCUAUUCAGGAACAAACUGAGAACGAUUGA
Cynocephalus volans (Philippine flying lemur) is the source of this 1980-nucleotide messenger RNA. RefSeq names its product nuclear body protein SP140-like. Gene Ontology annotation, cellular component: nucleus. Lineage: Eukaryota; Metazoa; Chordata; Mammalia; Dermoptera; Cynocephalidae. Gene Ontology annotation, biological process: regulation of transcription by RNA polymerase II. Gene Ontology annotation, molecular function: protein binding; DNA-binding transcription factor activity, RNA polymerase II-specific. The record is from RefSeq and is a predicted model, not a curated record.